AUGGGCUCCAUUACCCCCCACACCGACGAGGUCAUCGAAACUAUCGACCUCUCCUCCUACCUGACCAGUGACGACCCGAGCGUGCGAAAGGCGACAGCCGACCGUCUCGUCGAGGCCCUCCACAAGCAAGGCGGCUGCGGCCUGGUCGGACAUGGCCUGAAAGUCGAAGCCAUCCGCGAGGCUCUCGCUCGGUCCAAGCAGUUCUUCAACCUGCCGCUUGCGCAGAAGCGAACGGUCGACCAUCCCGAGGGGAUCGUGCCGCACCGGGGGUACUCGGGCGUAUCCAGGGAGAAAAUCCGCAUCUACACGGAGGAAGAGCUGCAGACCAUGUCUGGGGAGCUGGGGGCGACGGCGAAGAAGGCGAUGGACUGGAAGGAGCACUACGACAUCGGAAGCGACUACGAGCCCGUCCACCGCAACCGCUGGAUCGACGGGGCCCUCCUCCCAGGCUUCCAGCCCUUCAUGAAGGACUUCAUCACGCAGCUCGAGCUGCUACACACCAACGUCCUGAACGCAAUCCUGCUCGGCCUCGAAGUCGACCCCGUCUCCGCCGACUACUUCCGCGGCCUGCACACAGCCCACACAAGCGGAAUCCGCCUCCUGCACUACCCAUCCAUGCGCGAGUCCGAGAUCGACCGCACUUCCACAACCUGGUGCCCGGUGCACACGGACUUCACAACCUUCACCUUCCUCAUCCAGGAUCAGAACCAGGGGCUCGAGAUCGAGGACCGCACGAGCAAGGUUCCCAACUCGUUUGUCGCGGCGGAUCCCGGGAUCGAAGACCGCCUGUGGCUGACCAUGGGCGAUUUCGGCGAGAUCUGGAGUAACGGGUACCUGCCGGCUUCGAGACAUAGGGUUAUCAUCCCGGCGCCUGUCGCAGGGUCGGGAUCGGAUAUGACCUCGAACAGGUAUUCGAUUCCGUACUUUCUGAACCCAAGGCAUGAUGGCGUGUUGGAGCCGCAGGUGACGGGCAAGCCGGCGACGAUGCCGCGAGAUCGGUACAAAAAGGUCAAGGUGCGGGAUCAUAUUGAGUUUAGGAUGAAGUAUCAGUAUACGGAUCCGACGAAGUGA
This is a messenger RNA of Aspergillus udagawae, 1071 nucleotides long. RefSeq lists its product as uncharacterized. The record is from RefSeq and is a predicted model, not a curated record. Bases 1 to 1071 code for a protein of 356 amino acids. The transcript is spliced from 2 exons. Gene Ontology annotation, molecular function: dioxygenase activity. Lineage: Eukaryota; Fungi; Ascomycota; Eurotiomycetes; Eurotiales; Aspergillaceae.